AUGUUGAAAAAGAAGGAAACUCUCACCAUCAUCACGCCUAUCCCGGGCUUCAUCCCGAGACAGCUCGCUAUCGAUCUUCUUCACUCUCACGGUGAAAUCAUCACCCUCAAUCCGCUAGUCCUAAGCCACAAACCCAUCCCCGCUCCUCGCAAUGCCGCCGCCGACGAGUACUACAGCACCUGGUACGAGAUCACAGAGCGCAUUCAGUAUCUGCCGGGCCUGGGAAAGAUAGGAUCUGGAAAGCUUACAUUCAAUGGCUGUUUCCAUGAUAUGCCAUGGGGCAUGCAGUCGCAUAUUUAUAUCCCCCUCGGUAUCGAUAUGAGGAACAAGUACCGCAUCAUGGGCAACCAGCCCGGUCUUGAACCUCCGGAGCAACCCGAGCUUGGUCUGGAGCAGCUUGGCGCACCAAAGGAAGGUCUCUAUCUGCGCACUGAUGUCGAUCUCAAAGCGAAUAUUACUCUGAUGGGGUUUGUCAAGGCCGAGUCGAGGAAGGCCAGUGUUGAUAUGGUCAACCGCAUGGUCAAAAAGGCAGAGCUUCUCGAUGCUGGUCUAUUAAAGGCCAUGUUCCAAGAUGGAAAGCUCAAGACGUACAACCCCAACGAUCGAUCUGAGAGUAGUCAAGCCCGACAGCAGGCCCUGCAGAAUCCCUCAACUGGUCUACCAGACGCUGCUCUCCAUCCCGGUCCAGGGCCCAUGAGCCCAGGUCCUUCGUACCAGCAGCCCUAUGGAUACCAACAGCAGAUGCAACCUCAGCGCUCACCAACAUAUCCGUAUGCAACUCCCGACAAUGCUGGAUCUCAAUACCCCCAAAGCCCUUAUGUUUAUCAAGCUCAAACACCACCACCAGGCAGUCAAUACCCGGGUCACACACCGCCGCCCGGCGCGCAGUACCAGCAACAGCAACCACCGCCCGUCCCCCCCAAGACCAACAUCCAGAGCUUCCCCAUGGAACUCCCCGGCGACUACUACCAUCCACAACAGUCCCCUGGCCUCCAACAGUCCCCUGGUCUUCAACCGAGCCCUGGUCAUCCACCCAGCAACUUCCGCAACUCGACAGGAUCCUACGACCCGAGAUGGUCGCAGUCAACCACUGAAUCGCACCGCAACAGUGCAUACUCGCAAUCCACAGGUGGCUAUCAAUCACCUGCGCCAGGACAUCAGAGUUUCGCAGCGGAGCUACCUUCUCAUAAUGAAACCAAGGAGGAGCAUAGACAUUAA
Messenger RNA from Fusarium graminearum PH-1, 1218 nucleotides. RefSeq lists its product as uncharacterized. The transcript has a single exon. NCBI's taxonomy places the organism in Eukaryota, Fungi, Ascomycota, Sordariomycetes, Hypocreales, Nectriaceae. Bases 1 to 1218 code for a protein of 405 amino acids. The record is from RefSeq and is a predicted model, not a curated record.